AUGAAGAAGCUCUGGAGGGAUCUCUUCUCAGAUUACCCACAAUGCUCAGAGAGUCAGAGGGAGGAGGAGGAGGUGGAUGGUAAGAACGAGGAGCAGAGGAGGCGCGCGAUAGAGGGAGUGGUGGACAUCACAAAGCUCUGCCUGAUGGAGAUGAACCAGGAGGAACUGGCCGACACACUGUGGGGCGGAUCUGCUGUUGUUGAGUGCCAACAUAAAAUCAAGUCUCAUUUGAAGAAGAAGUUAAUGUGUGUGUCUGAGGGAAUCCCGAAAGCAGGAAAUCCAACGGGUCUGAAUGACUUCUACACAGAGCUCUUCAUCACAGAGAGAGGCAGUGGAGAGGUCAACAAAGAGCAUGAGGUCAGACUGAUUGAAACAGCUUCCAGGAAACCAGCCAAGGAAGAAACACCAAUCAACUGUGAAGACAUCUUUAAACCCUUACCUGGACGAGAUCAACCAAUCAGAACAAUAAUGACAACUGGAGUGGCCGGCAUUGGUAAAACCAUCUUAACACAAAAGUUCACUCUGGACUGGGCUGAAGACAACGCCAACCACGACAUACACUUCACAUUUCUCUUAACUUUCAGAGAGCUGAAUUUACUGAAAGAGAGAGAGUUUAGCUUGGUGGAACUUCUUCAUCACUUCUAUAUUGUGACCAAAGAAGCAGGAAUCUGCAGAUAUGAACGGUUCAAAGUUCUCUUCAUCUUGGAUGGUCUGGAUGAGUGUCGACUUCCUCUGGACUUCCAGAACAACCCGAUCUGGACUGAUGUCAAAGAGCCGUCCUCGGUGGACGUGCUGCUGACAAACCUCAUUAGGGGCGACCUGCUUCCCUCCGCUCGCAUCUGGAUAACCACACGCCCUGCGGCAGCCAAUCGGAUCCCUGCUGAGUGUGUUGACAUGGUGACAGAGGUGAGGGGGUUCACCGACCCACAGAAGGAGGAGUACUUCAGGAAGAGAUUCAGAGAGCAGACGCUGGCCAACACAAUCAUCUCCCACGUCAAGAAAUCACGAAGCCUCCACAUCAUGUGUCACAUCCCAGUCUUCUGUUGGAUCACUGCUACAGUUCUGGAGGACAUCUUAAAAAAAUCCCAGAUAGAAGAGAUGCCCAAGACCGUGACUCAGAUGUACAGCUACUUCCUUUGGGUUCAGUCGAUACAGGGGGACAGGAAGUAUCAUGGAAGAGCUGAAACUGAUCCAGACUGGAGUUCAGAGAGCAGGGGGAUCAUUGUUUCUUUGGGAAAACUGGCUUUUAAGCAGCUGGAGAAAGGCAACCUGAUCUUCUACGAGGCAGACCUGGCAGAUUGUCACAUCGAUAUCAAAGAAGCCUCAGUGUACUCAGGAGUGUUCACCCAGAUCUUUAAAGAGGAGUGCGGGAUGUACCAGGACAAGGUGUUCUGCUUUGUCCAUCUGAGCAUCCAGGAGUUUCUGGCUGCUCUUUAUGUCUUUCUGUCCUUCAUCAACGAUGGUGUCAAUCUGCUCUCAGAAGAACCACCCACCUCUGGGGAAGAUAAACUCCUCCUCCUCUACCAGAGUGCUGUGGACAAGGCCUUACAGAGUGAGAACGGACAACUGGACUUGUUCCUCCGCUUCCUCCUGGGCCUCUCUCUGGAGACCAAUCAGAUUGUCCUACGAGGUCUGCUGGGACAGAGAAGAAGUACCUCACAGACCAAUACAAAAACAGUGUCUUACAUCAAGAAGAAGAUAGAUGGAGAUCUCUCUCCAGAGAGAAGCAUCAACCUGUUCCACUGUCUGAAUGAGCUGAAUGACCGUUCUCUAGUGAAGGAGAUCGAACAGUCCCUGACAUCAGGAAGUCUCUCCAGAGACUAUCUCUCUCCUGCUCAACUGUCAGCUCUGGCCUUCAUCCUACUGACAUCAGAAGAGGAGCUGGACGUGUUUGACCUGAAGAAAUACUCUGCUUCAGAGAGGGGUCUUCUGAGGCUGCUGCCAGUGGUCAAAGCCUCUAAAACGUCUCUCCUCAAUGGCUGUGAUCUGUCAGAGAGAUGCUGUGAAGCUCUGGCCUCAGUUCUCAGCUCCAAGUCCUCUAGUCUGAAAAAGCUGGACCUGAGUACCAAUGAUCUGAAGGAUUCAGGAGUGAAGCUGCUCUCUGCUGGACUGGGGAGUCCACACUGUACACUGGAAACUCUCAGCCUCAAUGGCUGUGAUCUGUCAGAGAGAUGCUGUGAAGCUCUGGCCUCAGUUCUCAGCUCCAAGUCCUCUAGUCUGAAAAAGCUGGACCUGAGUACCAAUGAUCUGAAGGAUUCAGGAGUGAAGCUGCUCUCUGCUGGACUGGGGAGUCCACACUGUACACUGGAAACUCUCAGCCUCAAUGGCUGUGAUCUGUCAGAGAGAUGCUGUGAAGCUCUGGCCUCAGUUCUCAGCUCCAAGUCCUCUAGUCUGAAAAAGCUGGACCUGAGUACCAAUGAUCUGAAGGAUUCAGGAGUGAAGCUGCUCUCUGCUGGACUGGGGAGUCCACACUGUACACUGGAAACUCUCAGGCUCAAUGGCUGUCAUCUGUCAGAGAGAUGCUGUGAAGCUCUGGCCUCAGUUCUCAGCUCCAACUCCUCUAGUCUGAAAGAGCUGGACCUGAGUACCAAUGAUCUGCAGGAUUCAGGAGUGAAGCUGCUCUCUGCUGGACUGGGGAGUCCACACUGUGCACUGGUAACUCUCAGGCUCAAUGGCUGUCAUCUGUCAGAGAGAUGCUGUGAAGCCCUGGCCUCAGUUCUCAGCUCCAACUCCUCUAGUCUGAAAGAGCUGGACCUGAGUACCAAUGAUCUGCAGGAUUCAGGAGUGAAGCUGCUCUCUGCUGGACUGGGGAGUCCACACUGUACACUGGAAACACUCAGUGUAGAGCACGGUGGAGUUUCGAGGCUGAAACCAGCUCUAAAGAAGUAUGCCUGUGACCUCACACUGGACCCCAACACGGCCCACAGAGAACUCUCUUUGUCUGAGGACAACAGGAAGGUGACGCGGGUUGGAGAGGACCAGUCGUAUCCGGAUCACCCAGCGAGAUUUGGCUCCCGGCCCCAGGUGUUGGGUAGAGAGGCUCUGACUGGCCGCUGUUACUGGGAGGUAGAGUGGGAAGGAUGGGUUUAUAUAGGAGUGACAUACAGAGGAAUCACAAGGAGAGGACAGGGUGGUGACAGCAGGCUUGGAGGGAACAACAAGUCCUGGAGUCUUGAUUGUUCUGAUGGUGGUUACUGUGCCCAGUACAACGGUAUAGAGACAGACCUCCCUCUCCGCCCCGCUGGCUCCACCAGAGUAGGAGUGUAUCUGGACCGGCCUGCUGGCUCUCUGUCCUUCUACAGAGUGUCCCCAGGUGGAGGAGGGUCCUCAGACACACUGACACACCUCCACACCUUCUGGUCCUCCUUCACCCAGGAGGACCUCCUCCCGGGGGUCUGGGUAGGGAGGCGGGGCUCAGCGGGCUCCUCCGCGUCUCUGUGUCAGUUAUAG
Molecule: messenger RNA, 3450 nt
Organism: Gadus morhua (Atlantic cod)
Lineage: Eukaryota; Metazoa; Chordata; Actinopteri; Gadiformes; Gadidae
Product: NACHT, LRR and PYD domains-containing protein 3-like
Exons: 9
Coding region: 1-3450 (1149 amino acids)
Molecular function (GO): protein binding
Source: RefSeq, a predicted model, not a curated record